Pogoniulus pusillus (Red-fronted tinkerbird) is the source of this 8305-nucleotide messenger RNA. It is a transcript of the gene CNTRL, whose product is annotated as centriolin. NCBI's taxonomy places the organism in Eukaryota, Metazoa, Chordata, Aves, Piciformes, Lybiidae. Gene Ontology annotation, molecular function: protein binding. The record is from RefSeq and is a predicted model, not a curated record.
ACAAAAUGGCGGCGGUUCGGCUGCCCCCGCGGGGCUCUUAAAGGAGCCGCAGCACGUUGGGCCUGGCGGCUAGUAGAGAAGGCGAUUGCUCGGCGAAGGAAGGAAGAGGGGAGGAAGAGAAGUGCGUUAGGUGCUGGUGCCUUUACUCUAGGUCGUCCGGAGGCUGCCCUGCCCGCCACUGCUCCGGUAGGAAGCGUGAAGCGGCGUUACCAUGUCAACGCAGGUAUUGGUCAUAUGAUAUUCUGUAUUUUUGGCAAUGAAGAAAGGCUCCAUGAGAAAAGCAUUAUGUAGAAAACCACAGAGGUCAGCCUCUCGGACACCCAGUGCAAUGUCUCCUGUCAGUUCAAGUACUAGAUCACCAUCUCCCUUUAGUCAACUGACGUCCCCAUCUGCUUCUAAAAGCAUGGAGCAGAGGCACCAACAACUUGACAUUACAACAGAGAAUUCAGAAGCUGCUUUUGAGUCAGAGUUUCAUAAAGAUGAAAAUUGUGGUAGUCCAGGAGUCAAGUACAUUACUGAACCCCUUAUAAAAGGUCUGUCUAAACAGGAAAAUUUGACAUGUAUAAGCUCACUGAAUCUUUCUUCUCCAAAGACUGCAGACAAGAAAUUUAAGUAUGUAGAAAAUUUGGAAAAGUGCUCCAAACUAGAGACACUAAAUCUCAGUAACAAUCAGAUAGAGAAGAUUGAGAAGUUGGAUAAACUGAUGAAGCUGCGUGAGCUCAAUUUGUCUUGCAACAAGAUCAGUAAAAUUGAAGGUAUUGAACAUAUGCAGAAUCUACAAAAGCUGAAUCUUGCAGGGAAUGAGAUUGAGCACAUUCCUGUGUGGGUUGGGAAGAAACUAAGAUCCCUGCGUGUCCUCAAUUUGAAAGGGAAUAAACUGUCCUCACUCCAUGAUAUAGCAAAACUAAAGCCUCUACAAGAUCUGACUUCUCUGUUCCUUGCUGAUAAUCCAGUUGUAAGUCUACCUCACUACCGCCUGUACACCGUAUUCCACCUGCGAGCACUGGAAAACUUGGAUGGCCAGCCAGUGACAACCCAUGACAGGAAGGAAGCUCAAGAGAGGUUUAAUUUAGAAGAGAUAGAAAAAUUAGAAAGAGAGUUGGAAAAUGCAGCAAAGGAGAUGGAGGACCUUAAACUUAACCAGUCCAAAGUUCUCGAGCAACUUCACCAUCAAGAUGAGGUCAACAGAUCGUUAAAAGAAAAGUCUUUGCAACAGAAACAAAGCUAUGAAGACCUUCAAAGGUACCUGGACACCAAAACCGAAUUGCUGGUGUGUUGGUUUGUCACAGUUCCCUCCACAGCGCCCUUUUCCUCACUAAAGCUAAAGCAGAAGACAGUGGAGCUGACCCGGGCUUGUCAGAAGCAGUAUGAGUUGGAACAGGAGCUGGCAUUUUAUAAGAUUGAUGCAAAGUUUGAGCCCAUAAGUUACUUUCCAUCAGAGGAUGUUGAGCUUGACAGUGUCCCUGGUGAAAGCCCAUACAUUGGUAAGGCCAGGUAUAAAAGGAAUAUGUUCAUAAGAGAAGGCUACAUUGCUAGCAAAGCUCAGCAGGUGGAGAUGGGAAAAAUGCCACUGGGUGAAGAUGACUUUGCUAGGAAACCCCCACUGAAGGUGCAGCACCAAACUGUAGAUGAGCUACUAGAAGGUAAAGAAAAAAAGAUCAAGACAGCACAAAGAAGAUUAGAAGAACUGCAGAGUGCAAUAGGAAAUGCAGAACAACAACUUUUGAAUGUAACAAGGGAACUGCAAGAAGUGGAGGAUGCUCUGGCUCAGAAAAAAAUGUCACAGGCCAACAAGGAAUGGCUUGAAGAGCAACUGAGUGGAAAGAUACAAAUCCUGCAUCAGCUACGCAAGGAAGCUUUAGAACUGGAAAAACAAAUGGAGAAACAGAAAAGAGAAAUAGGGAAAAAACAAAAAGAGCUUGAAGAGUUGCAGAGUUCCCUUGCUUCUCUAAAUCCUGAGGAUCCAAGACAUGCUCACAUGAAAGCACAAAAAGCAAGUAAAGAACAGCAGAUUGAUGUCAUGAACAAACAUUACAGGCAGCUGGAGAGUCGCCUGGAUGAAAUGCUCUCGAGGAUUGCAAAGGAAACUGAGGAAAUUAAGGACUUGGAGCAACAGCUCACUGAUGGUCAGAUAGCAUCAAAUGAAGCACUGAAAAGAGAUUUAGAAAGCAUUAUCACGGGAUUACAGGAGUACCUGGAGAGCAUGAAGUGUCAGGCAAAACGGGCCAAUGAUGAAUGUAAGGAGUUGCAGAAGGAUAAAGAAUCUUUGCUGCAGAGAUUGGCAGAUCUAGAGGAAGAGAGGAACAACCUGGAAAUAGUUGCCAUGGAUGCAGAAAACAUGCGAAAAGAAAUUUCAAUGCUGGAAGAGGCACUCCAGGAGCAGCGAGAGACAAAUGAAUCGCUUAGGGAUGCACAAAGGGAUAUCAGUGCCCAUGAGACUGAACUGGAAGCCCAGCUAAGAGACAGGGACACUGAAGCCAAUCAGCACAAAGAAGAACUGGAAAGACUGAAACAGCUUAGCCAGAUGGAACUGUCAGCCCUGCAAGCUGAACUUGAAAAAGAAAGGCAAGCACUAGAGAAUGCUCUGACCAAAGCUCAACUGGCAGAAGAGAAGGAACAACAAAAUUCUAAGCUCCUGUCUCAGUUCAAGCAAUUGCAGGGAGAUAACAAUCUCUUAAAGCAGCAGCUUAAAGAGCUUCAAAAUCAGCUGAACCAUGCAGUUGGUAACUUAAUUCAUCCUGAGGAAGCCUUAGCUCGUAUAAAUGAACUCAAACAAAAGCUUCAGACAGGAGUUGGAGAGAUUAAAUGUUGGAAUUCAGCUGAUGUUUUAGGGAAAAGCCUUGCAAAUCUGCAGAAGGAAUGCAAUGACAUCCUUGCUGAUGCUCAGAUGGAAAAAGAGAAGGCAUGGGCUAGACAGAGGCAGAUGCAGGAGGAAAUGGCAUCCCAGCAGGAAAAACUGGAAGCAGUACAGGAGAAAUACAGACAGGUGAAAGCUGAAAACAGGCAAAAUAAGAACAAGGUCCAUCAGUUAGAGAAUGAAAUCCAACAUCUACGUGAAAAAAUAAAGAGCAUGGAAGAAAUUCAGGGCCUUGCUGAUCAGCAGCUCCAGGAGGCAGAUGAAGAGAAGGAGACUAUUCUUGCUCAACUGAAAGAUUUAGCAAAGAAGAAAAAAAUAGAAGAUGCCAGGGCACAGAUGCAGUUUGUCAGCCUAGAUAAAGAGCUGAAGGAGUUAAAGAAAGCAGUCAUCACUUCAGAUAAACUGGCAGCCACAGAGCUCUCCAAUGCUAAAAAUCAGCUACAGGCUCUGCAUGGGACUAUUCACAAAAUCAAUCAGGAGCGAGCUGAGGAGAUGGAGGAAGCUGAAGAGUUCUGUGCUAAGGCAGCUCGUGCAGCUCGGGAUCUUGCCAGAGCAGAAGCAGAAAUUGAAUUGUUACAACAACUCCUCAAAGAGAAGGAGGAACAAUUUCAGCAUGAAAUGGAGAAAGCUAGUGAGAAGAAUGUAGCAUCAAGCUCUCAGAAGUUUGAAAUUGAUAAAUUAAGUGAAGCCGUGGAGCAACAAAAAGCAGAACUUGACCGUUUAAGGUGGUUGUUGGAUAACAUUGGGACAGGUAACAGAGGUGAAAUAGACAACUUGCAGGAUGAGAUUGCUGCGCUCAAAAACAUGCUUUCAAACCAGAGUGAUUACAUCAGCAGUAUAGCAGAUCCACUGAAAAGGAGGGGAUACUGGUGUUAUAUGCCAUCAUCACAGGUUUCAACUCCUGCUUCCCGCAGCACAAAAGAUUCUGGCAUUUGUUUACUCUGUGGCACAUCCUCACCAGGAAGAGGGAGUGGUCAGGACAGGCAGGGCAGGAAGGAAGAUUUGUCCAGUCAAGGAGGCUGCUGGAUUUAUUCACCAGUCAGAAAUAGGUUGCCCAGAACAAAUUCUGGUAAAGACAGAAGAGCAAAAGGAGAUGGUGAAGGAAAUGAAGAAGCUCAUGUUCCUGAAGAGCCUCCUUUUGUACCACCGCCUGGAACAGUUAUUUACACAGUCCUUCCAGAUGGUAGCCCUGUACCUGAGGGGACUGUGGUUUAUGGCCCUCCUCCUGCAGCACCAAGUGGAGCUUCAGUUCCCCCAGGCUCUGUUAUCUAUGGCCCACCUCCUCUGGGGGCCCAGGUUGUGUAUGGUCCUCUUCCUUCAAGCUUCACUGUCCCACUCGUUCCUGUCGGAGUGCUUCACUGCAAUGUGCCUGAGCAUCACGAUUUGGAGAGUGAAGUCACGAGGCUGGAAGACACUGUGUGUUAUUUAAAGUCUCAGAAACACAAAGAGAGGUGGUCAGAGGCAGCUGAGCGUAAAUGCAGGAAAGAGGUGGAAAAAUUGCAUCAAAAUGUGGAAGACCUUCUGCAGGAAAGAGAGGAGCUGGAACGGGAAGUAGCAGAGCUACAGCAGGCAGCUCAGAAACGUACCAAACGCAGGGACUUCAUUGAAGGGUAUACUGAUGACCUGAUUGCAGAAAUGCACUUAGAAAAGUCUCUUAGGCAUCGUGAAGAUAUUGCAGAUGAAAUUGAAUGUCUAGAGAAGACUCUGCUGAAACGACGAGCAGAGCUUAGAGAGGCAGACAGGCUGCUUUCUGAAGCUGAAGUGGAACUUGAGAGCACAAGGGGGAAAACUAAGGACACUGUUCAGAAGUACAACCAUGCCAAAGAGCGUUUGUCCUGUGCUGAAACCGAGGCAAAGGAGCUGGAGUGGAGGGCUCAGGAUGUGGCUGUUAGACUGGUGAAGGCAGACCAGCAGUUAAGGUUAUUACAGGCUGAUACCAGGGAUUUACAACAGCAUAAGAAGGAACAAGAAGGUGUUUUGAAGGAAAUGAGCAAAAUGGUGGCUGCAAAAGACUCUGAGUUCCAGUUGUUAAACCAGAAGAUAGAAAUGCUGAGGGAAAGUCUUCAUAAGCUUCAAGGAGAUGUUCAGGUUGCAGAAAGUAAUGAGGAACAUCACCUGCAAAUCCUCAAAGAAGCAGAAAGCCUUCUUCAGGGCAAGAAAACUGAACUGGAAAGGUUGAAAGAUCAGAUUACUGCUCAGCAGCAAGAGCUCCUGUUUCUGGACCAGCAGUUAAACCAAAGAAAAGAAGAGCUCCAUGUCCUUCAGGACUGCAUUUCUCAGAAGAAAGGUGACCUUAAAGAAGCCCUUCAAGAUGGAGAGACUGAAGCAAAUGAAAAACUGCGCCAAAUAAGAGAAAUAAAGCUACUUCUGGAAGAGCUUAAUGUUGAAAGGAAAGAACUGGAUGUCCAGGUGAAGGAGAAAAGAGCACAGCUCUUGUUCAUCAAAAAGGAUAUUGGAAAAGAGGAAGAACAUCUUCAAGGAAUACUUGGGCAAAUUGCCAAGCAUAAGAUGGAACUAAAACAUGUUCUGGAAAUGCUGGAGCUUGAAAAUAAUGAACUUGAAAGUUUGAAACUACAACAUGACCAGAAGGUCAAUGAGCUGGAAAAGACUCAGCGUGCAGUUCUAGAAGAGAAGUUAAAACUGGAGGAUAUUCAGAGAUUAUUUCAGUGUCAGCAAGGGGAAGUAGAUUGGCAGGAACAACGACUGGAGAAGGACCGUCAGGAAAACGAACAUCUGGCUUCUCAGAUGCGCACUCUGCAAAACAACAUUGAGUCCUUGAAUAAAGAGAAGGAAAAGCUUGAGGAAGACUGUCAGAGUUUGGAAAAGAAGUUGUCACAAACCAGAAGAGAUUUAACUGCUACUGAAGAGAGCAGCAGGACUAUGUUGUCCACUGUAGAAAAAGUGGAACUGGAUGUCAAAAGCCUACAGCAGGAGGUAGAUCUACUGAGAAAACAGAAAAAAUCACUGCAUGGAGACAUUGUUGUUGUACAGAAGGACCUUCAAGUGAAAAAGGAAGAACUGGACACACUGAAAGGAGAGUUAAAUGACUCCAGGCAGCAGCUUCACCUAGCAGAACAGGAUUUGAAAGCUAAUACACGGCAGCAGGCUGAGCUGCUGAGAGAGCAGGCCACCCUGAAAGAAGAGAUCCGGGAGUAUUUAAGGAAACGUAAGGAUUGCCAAGAGAGGCAGAAGAAGAGGGAGAACCACUUGCAGCAGCUCCAGGGGGAGAUCGAAGAGAAAGAAGCAGAACGAGCCAGGCAAGAGGCGAUUCUUCAUCGCCUCAAGCAACAUUUGGAGCACGAAGGAAAAAAACUGGAAGAAUAUACUGCAGAAGUGAAAGACCAGAGAAUGCUGUUGGAAAAGGAACUAACAGACCAACAAACAAAACUGGAACAGGUGCUAACAAAAGUAAAGCUGGCAGAAGAAAACCUCAGGAAGCUGGAAAAGGAGUCGUCCCACUGUGCAGCACUUGAAGAAGUCAUCAGGAAAAGCAAACAUCAGCUCUCAGAAAAAGAACUACAAUUACAACAGAAAAACAGAGAAGUACAGACUCUUCAAAAAGAACUGGAAAUCUCCAAGUCUGACCUAAACCAUCUCCAAGGGCAGAUAGCAGCAGAGAGGAAGAGAGCAGAGAAACAAAUCCUGAGUCUUAAAGAAGCAAUGAAAAUGCAAAAGAUGCAGCUUGAGAGAAAACUGCAGGAGCAAAAGCAGGAAAAUGCCUGUUUGCAGAGUGAAAUAGCAGCUGCUGAGCGUGCAGCGCGCACACACCAGGAACGAGCUGAGUGCCUUACGAAGGACCUUGGCCAGGCCCAGCAAGACUACAUGGACCUCCAAACCCAGAUGAAAGCUCAGCAAGACCUGGGAAGUAGACAAAGGGAAAUGGAGAAUGCAGCAGCAUUGCUUAAACUGGAGGUUGAAGAUGAAAUCAGGAUGGAGUUUAACUCUUCAAGCCCAUCUUCUCCAGAACCAUUAGACGACCUGGAAGCAUCUUCUGAAGUACAGGGCAGUCUGCAGUGUGAAGCUGACUUGGAGGCAACUGGUCUGUUUGCUGACAGAAGACUCCUCUCCUUGGAAGAAAAGCUGAGGUUUUCUAAAGUCUUGUUAAUGGAUGAGCAGUGGCGUGGAGAAGCUCUCAGAGAAAAACUGCAGCAUCACGAAGACCGACUGAAGGCUCGGCUCCGGCAGUGCAUGUCCAAGCAGGUGGAGGUGUUAAUCCGAGGGAAGCAGCAAACAGAGGGCACCCUGCACAGCCUGCAGCGACAGGUGGAUGCACUCCAUCACCUCAUCAGCAGCACUUCUUCAGAUCCGCUGGGCUCCAGCCUCGGGUCUCUCCACGAGGCUCUGAAUCUAGCACACCCUCAGGCCGCUCUGCCCAGCCUCACCCACGUUCCCAGCAGGCAGGCUGGCAUCCCAGUGGUGUCACCGACGCGUCCCUGCUCCGAAGGAAUUUCUCAGUGAAGCCCAGAGGGGGAAUGUGACAUCAGUCCAGCUGGCACUUUGAGGCAGGAGCAUCCUGAAGGCUGAGGUUUGUAGGUGGUGGCAGCCCAGGGCAGGUGUGGGUUCUCAGAUGUGCUGUCAGUUCCCAGUGAGCACAUUCCCGUGGUUGGUGUCCUGGCACUUGAUGCUGUUUUUUGCUCUUACGAUGUUUGAUUGCUGGUGAGAGCUGCUGUGGAGUCUCACACGGCACUGAAGUUAGUGCUGUGUUGUUCAAGUGCUAAGCUGCUGCCAUCCUUCAGAGUCACAGAAUGGUAGGGGUAAAAGGGACCUCAAAAGAUCGAAGUCCAACCCCCCUGCCAGAGCAGGAUCUCCCUAAGCAUCUUUGUUAUGCUUCUGAUUCUAGUACAGGUAUAGCCCAGCCUCUAGAUUUCAGUUGCCAUACCAGCCUAGUACUUUACCUCUUCUGUAAUGAUUUCAAUUAAAAAUGACUGCAGGAGUUGCUAUGGACAAGCAAAGCUUCAAGAAGAGAUACAGCUGCUCUUGGAGUUGGGCUGUUGGGACAGGCACAGUCUCCUCACAGCUGGAAGUGGUGCCUGUGCUGCACAGCAGCUGAAGAGGCCAUUCCCCAAGACCUUCCCUCUUUGCAUGGCUUCUUUCCUGUGCCAUCAGUCACCACCUUUGAGAUGUCUACCUCACUCCUCUGCAGCCCUUUCAACCAAGGUGCUUGCCACUGAAGCACAGUGGUGGCUGCAGGGCCUGCUCUGUACUGUGAAGUUUGGUACGACUGAGAAACUGAGCUUGAUUUAUACAAGUUGGGGUUUAAAAGUAUUUUAAAAUGUGAAUUUCAAUGUGUCAGAAACCUAUUUAAGUGCAGGAUUUUGUUAGUUUCCACCUCCAAGGAAACUUGUUCACAGGGACAGCUGUCCCUCCAGUUACCUGUUGUCAAGUGCAUGAGUGUUUGCAAUACACUUACUUUCAGGAAAUACUCAAAAAUAAACGUUGGUUGGUUUU